CAUAAAACGUAUAAUAGGAAGUUAGAAAUACUUUUGUGUUGGUUAAUUUUAAAUUCUAAGUAUUCGUCUGUAACAAAUCUAUGAUGGGAGUCGUUUCAAGACAUCGCCACAAACUUGUCAGCAGAGGAUUGAAUACGAAGCAAGCAUAGCAUCAGGUGCAAGGCUUAUCACAGCAGAGAAGGAUAACUUGCAGUAUAUAGACAGAACCUUAUAACAGGACAAUGGGCGUUGGUGGGAUUUUCGCAAUAUUCUUGCUAUUUGCAACUUUUGUCGACGCUGAAUUUACCUUCACUAACUCACUGCGAACGCUCGAAAUUUUCCUGGACCGCAGAUUGGUUCUAAGGCACACGAGGGAUCUUCCAGCAGUGGAAGUGGGCAACGGCAUCGCUAAGUACAAAGAAAAAUUCGGAGACUUCGACAUAAGCGAUCAUAUAUCUGAACGAAUCUCUUUAACUGACUACCGAGUGAAUGACGAUCUUGGCGAUAACGUCUUGGAAAUCACAUUUGCAGAUCACAGUAACAGCAUUCAGGUAACUCUACAAUUCUCGUCUGCCAGUACUGGACAAAACACGAUUCGAAUCACCAAUGUACAUGGGACAUUGAAUCGACUGUGGUUAAAAAUAACUGCCGAUGCAGACGAGCAUGUAUAUGGAGGAGGGGAACAGUUCAGUCAUUUCAAUAUGCGUGGUUACCGAUAUCCAAUUUGGACAAGGGAGCAAGGCGUCGGUAGAAACAAGAGCACGAUCAUUACUAAGUUAGCGGAUUUAAUUCGCAAUGCUGGAGGCGACUACCAUACCACAUACUGGCCGCAAGCGACUUUUGUAUCAGACAAACUUUAUUACGCUCACUUGGAGUAUUCAGCUUACUGCGUGUUGGACUUUAGUGCUUCUGGAUAUCAUGAGUUAGAACUUUGGGAAAAUGUCUCCCAAAUGGUCAUACACAUGGGCACUGCAUCUACAUGGGAGGAUUUAGUUGGGAAACUUACGUCAUUCUUUGGUCGACAACCUGCUCCACCGAAGUGGUUGAACAACGGGGCGGUGAUUGGACUUCAAGGGGGAUCAGACCGGGUUAUUUCAAUACACAACUCGUUAAGGAAACAAGGCGUUGACAUCAGCGCUGUUUGGAUCCAGGACUGGUCGGGAAAAUUAAUGACGUCAUUAGGGAAACGCGUUUACUGGAACUGGAGAUGGAAUCCUGAGUUUUAUCCGGAUCUUAAACGUCAUAUUAAGAAAUUUCGUGACGAAUACAACGUUCGGUUUCUUUCCUAUAUCAACCCUCACGUGAUCAACGGUAGCGAAAUGUUUCAAGAAGCUGACAACAACGGUUAUUUUAUCAAAAGCAAAUCGACAGGCAAAACGCAGCUCGUAGACUUCGGCGAGAUGUUUUGCGGAACAAUUGAUUUGACCAACCCAAAUGCUUUUGAAUGGUACAAGCAAGUUGUCAAGGAUAUGUUAUCGUUCGGGUUCGCUGGAUGGAUGGCUGAUUUUGGCGGCGAAUAUUUACCCGUGGAUGACACGAUGUACUUUGACGGCACGCAUGCUGUGGAGAUGCAUAACUUAUACUCAGAGAUGUGGGCAAGGUUGAAUAAGGAGGCUGUGGAGGAGGAAGGAAAGAUGAAUGAUACGUUUGUUUUCAUGCGGUCAGGCUUUGGCAGGUCACCCGGUCAUACAAUGACGUCAUGGGCAGGUGAUCAAAACGUCGACUUUUCUUACGCUGACGGUUUGGCGUCCGUUAUACCAGCAGCGCUGUCACUUGGGAUGUCCGGCAUGGGGAUUCACCACUCUGAUAUCGGCGGAUACGUCUCGCUUAUUUGCAUGGUACGCACAGAGGAACUUGUAUUAAGAUGGGCGGAAAUGAACGUGUUUACGCCAAUCAUGCGAACACAUGAAGGCAACAGACCAUACAGGAACUGGCAAAUAUACACCAUGGACACGACGACAGAAUCAUUUGCUCGUCUCACGUCAUUAUACCACCGCCUAUCCCCUUACCAUUCGUUUGUAGCAGAGGAAACGGCAUCCAAAGGAAUUCCAGCUCAAAGACCGCUGUUUCUGCAUUACUCUGAUGACCCUACUACAUACGAUAUACAAUACCAAUACAUGUAUGGGCCAGAUAUUUUGGUGGCGCCUGUUUUGUUCGAAGACAAACAUGAUUGGUCGGUUUACCUUCCUCCCGACCAAUGGGUGUAUUUAUGGAAUGGAACAGAGGUUGUUGUACCGAGGUCACGGGACGGUACAGGGAUGAGUGUGACUGUAAACGCGGAGAUGGGUAACCCGCCGGUGUUUUACCGCAAGGGGUCUCCCUGGAGCAAAUUGUUCCAAACUUUUGCGAAAGAUGAGGUGAAACCUGGCAGAACACCAGAAGGACUAAGUUUAAAGUUAUUGCUAAAAGAACCAAAUAUAUUUUUAUUUUUACUGCUUCGUAAAAUGUUUUGGUAUGUUUUCUUCAACGUUUAAGUCAUGAAUAAAACUAUAUGCAAGGGUUUA
Ciona intestinalis (vase tunicate) is the source of this 2483-nucleotide messenger RNA. The record is from RefSeq and is a predicted model, not a curated record. Lineage: Eukaryota; Metazoa; Chordata; Ascidiacea; Phlebobranchia; Cionidae.